CGUUUCGGUUUAAUCUAGUGUGUGACUGAGUCUGUGUGAGGGAGCGAGUGUGUGUGUGAGGUAUUGAGGCGAGGCGAAGGCUAGAAAAGGGGCUUCCCUCAGGAGAGAGGGACAAAGGGGGCGUGAGGUAUCUAGUCCGCGGGACCCCGGCGACAGGAAGCCGCCCCGAGCCGGGCUACCGGGUAGGGGAAGGGCCCGCGCAGUCCUCACAGGGCCCCAGAGCCCGAGUCGGCCCCACAUCCCCGGGCCGUCGGCUACCUACUUCCUCGACCUCCCGGCGCGGGGGCCUGAGGACUGGUUCCGCGGGGUUGGGGGGUGCAGACUUGAGGAGCUACCCGUUGUCUCUCAACUCCACUGCUGAGGAACUCUCAUUUCUUCCCUCGCUCCUUCACCCCCCACCUCAUGUAGGAGGGUGCUGAGGAAUCGGGAGGGAGGAGGAGCCUGGCCUACAGUCCUUUCCCUCCCCACCACCUUCUAGGGGCACUUUGGUGGGCGUGGAGUUAGGGUUGGGGGGGUGGGUGGGGGUUACCUCUUGGAGUGCCGGGGAACUUUUUCCCCUUCUUAAGGCCAGGGGAAAGGGAAUGCCCAAUUCAGAGAGACAUGGGGGCAAGAAGGACGGGAGUGGAGGAGCUUCUGGAACUUUGCAGCCGUCAUCGGGAGGUGGCAGCUCCAACAGCAGAGAGCGUCACCGCUUGGUGUCGAAGCACAAGCGGCAUAAGUCCAAGCACUCCAAAGACAUGGGGUUGGUGACCCCCGAAGCAUCCUUGGGUACAGUUAUCAAACCUUUGGUGGAGUAUGAUGACAUCAGCUCUGAUUCAGACACCUUCUCUGACGACAUGGCCUUCAAAUUAGAUAGGAGGGAGAAUGAUGAACGUCGUGGAACGGAUCGGAGUGACCGCCUGCACAAACAUCGUCACCACCAGCACAGGCGUUCCCGGGACUUGCUAAAAACUAAACAGACCGAAAAAGAAAAAAACCAGGAAGUCUCCAGCAAGUCAGGAUCGAUGAAGGACCGAGUAUCAGGAAGUUCAAAGCGUUCAAAUGAGGAGAAUGAUGACUAUGGGAAGGCACAGAUAUCCAAAAGCAGUAGCAAGGAAUCCAGGUCAUCCAAACUCCAUAAGGAGAAGACCCGGAAAGAACGUGAGCUAAAGUCUGGACACAAAGACCGGAGUAAAAGUCAUCGGAAAAGGGAAACACCCAAAAGUUACAAAACAGUGGACAGCCCCAAACGGAGAUCCAGGAGUCCCCACAGGAAAUGGUCUGACAGCUCCAAACAGGAUGACAGCCCCUCAGGAGCUUCUUAUGGCCAAGAUUAUGAUGUUAGUCCCCCGAGAUCUCAUACCUCUAGCAAUUAUGACUCCUACAAGAAGAGUCCUGGAAGUACCUCAAGAAGGCAGUCCAUCAGCCCACCUUACAAGGAGCCUUCUGCCUAUCAGUCCAGCACCCGGUCUCCCAGCCCCUACAGUAGACGACAAAGGUCUGUGAGUCCCUAUAGCCGGAGACGGUCGUCCAGCUAUGAAAGGAGUGGGUCUUACAGCGGGAGAUCACCUAGUCCCUACGGUCGAAGGCGCUCAAGCAGCCCUUUCAUGAGCAAGCGGUCUCUGAGUCGGAGUCCACUCCCCAGUAGGAAAUCCAUGAAGUCCAGAAGCAGAAGUCCUGCAUAUUCAAGACACUCAUCUUCUCAUAGUAAAAAGAAGAGAUCCGGGUCACGAAGUCGUCAUUCCAGUAUCUCACCUGUCAGGCUUCCACUGAAUUCCAGCCUGGGAGCUGAACUCAGUAGAAAAAAGAAGGAGAGAGCAGCUGCUGCAGCUGCUGCAAAAAUGGAUGGAAAGGAAUCGAAGGGUUCACCUAUAUUUUUACCUAGAAAAGAGAACAGUUCAGUGGAAGCUAAGGAUUCAGGCUUGGAGUCUAAAUUAAAGUUAUCCAGAGGUGUAAAAUUGGAAAAAUGUGCCCCAGAUACUGAACUGGUGAAUGUAACACAUUCAAAUACAGAGGUCAAAAAUUCUGUAGAUACAGGGAAGGUAAAGUUGGAUGAGAACUCUGAGAAGCAUCCUGUUGUUAAAGAUUUGAAAGCACAGGGAACAAGAGACUCUAAACCCAUAGCAUUGAAAGAGGAGAUUGUUACUCCAAAGGAGACAGAGACAUCAGAAAAGGAGACCCCUCCACCUCUCCCCAUAGUUACUUCUCCUCCACCUCCUUUACCAACUACUACCCCUCCACCUCAGACACCCCCUUUGCCACCUUUGCCUCCACUACCAACUAUUCCACAACAACCACCUCUGCCUCCUCCCCAACCAACAUUUAGUCAGGUUCCUGCUCCUAGUGGUUCAACUUUUCCCCCUUCUACUCAUCCAAGGACAUCUACUCUGUCCUCUCAGGCAAAUUCUCAGCCCCCUGUACAGGUUUCUGUGAAGACUCAAGUAUCUGUAACAGCUGCUAUUCCACACUUGAAAACUUCAACAUUGCCUCCUCUGCCCCUCCCACCCUUGUUACCUGGAGAUGAUGAUAUCGAUAGUCCAAAAGAAAUUCUUCCUUCAAAACCUGUAAAGAAAGAAAAGGAACAGAGGACGCGUCACUUACUCACCGACCUCCCUCUCCCUCCUGAGCUCCCUGGUGGGGAUCCAUCUCCCCCAGACUCUCCAGAGCCAAAGGCAAUUACACCACCUCAGCAACCAUACAAAAAGAGACCAAAAAUUUGUUGUCCUCGUUAUGGAGAAAGAAGACAAACAGAAAGUGACUGGGGGAAACGAUGUGUGGACAAGUUUGAUAUUAUUGGGAUUAUUGGAGAAGGAACCUAUGGCCAAGUAUAUAAAGCCAAGGACAAAGACACAGGAGAACUAGUAGCUCUUAAAAAGGUGCGACUAGACAAUGAGAAAGAGGGAUUCCCAAUCACAGCCAUUCGAGAGAUCAAAAUUCUUCGUCAGUUAAUCCACCGAAGUGUUGUUAACAUGAAGGAAAUUGUUACAGAUAAACAAGAUGCACUGGAUUUCAAGAAGGACAAAGGUGCCUUUUACCUUGUAUUUGAGUAUAUGGACCAUGACUUAAUGGGAUUACUAGAAUCUGGUUUGGUGCACUUUUCUGAGGACCAUAUCAAGUCGUUCAUGAAACAGCUAAUGGAAGGAUUGGAUUACUGUCACAAAAAGAAUUUCCUGCAUCGGGAUAUUAAGUGUUCUAACAUUUUGCUGAACAACAGUGGGCAAAUCAAACUAGCAGAUUUUGGACUUGCUCGGCUCUAUAACUCUGAAGAGAGUCGCCCUUACACAAACAAAGUCAUUACUCUAUGGUACCGACCUCCUGAGCUGCUACUGGGAGAAGAGCGCUAUACACCAGCCAUAGAUGUCUGGAGCUGUGGGUGCAUCCUUGGGGAACUGUUCACAAAGAAGCCUAUAUUUCAAGCCAAUCUGGAACUGGCUCAGCUAGAACUGAUCAGCCGUCUCUGUGGUAGCCCUUGUCCAGCUGUGUGGCCUGAUGUUAUCAAGCUACCCUACUUCAACACCAUGAAACCGAAGAAGCAAUAUAGAAGGCGUUUGCGAGAAGAAUUUUCUUUCAUUCCUUCAGCAGCACUUGAUUUAUUGGACCACAUGCUGACACUAGAUCCUAGCAAGCGUUGCACAGCUGAACAGACCCUGCAAAGUGACUUCCUUAAAGAUGUUGAGCUCAGCAAAAUGGCUCCUCCAGACCUCCCUCACUGGCAGGAUUGCCAUGAAUUGUGGAGUAAGAAACGGCGAAGGCAGCGACAAAGUGGUGUUGUGGUAGAAGAGCCACCUCCAUCCAAAGCCUCUCGGAAAGAAACUACCUCAGGGACAAGUGCUGAGCCUGUGAAGAACAGUAGCCCAGCACCACCUCAGCCUGCUCCUGGCAAGGUGGAGCCUGGGGCUGGGGAUGCAAUAGGCCUUGGUGACAUCACACAGCAGCUGAAUCAAAGUGAAUUGGCAGUGUUAUUGAACCUGCUACAGAGCCAAACUGACCUGAGCAUCCCUCAGAUGGCACAGCUGCUUAACAUCCACUCCAACCCAGAGAUGCAACAGCAGCUGGAAGCCCUGAACCAAUCUAUCAGUGCCCUGACAGAAGCCACUUCCCAGCAGCAAGACUCAGAGUCCAUAGCCCCAGAGGAGUCUUUGAAAGAGGCACCUCCUGCUCCUGUGGUCCUGCCUUCAGCAGAACAGACAACCCCUGAAGCUUCAAGCACACCAGCUGACAUGCAGAAUAUGUUGGCAGUUCUCUUGAGUCAGCUGAUGAAAACCCAGGAGCCAGCAGGCAACCUGGAGGAAAACAACAGUGACAAGAAUAGUGGGCCACAGGGGCCCCGAAGAACUCCCACAAUGCCACAGGAGGAGGCAGCAGCAUGUCCUCCUCACAUUCUUCCACCAGAGAAGAGGCCCCCUGAACCCCCUGGACCUCCACCGCCGCCACCUCCACCCCCUCUGGUUGAAGGCGAUCUUUCCAGCGCCCCCCAGGAGUUGAACCCCGCCGUGACAGCCGCCUUGCUGCAACUUUUAUCCCAGCCUGAAGCAGAGCCUCCUGGCCACCUGCCACAUGAGCACCAGGCCUUGAGACCAAUGGAGUACUCCACCCGACCCCAUCCAAACAGGACUUAUGGAAACACUGAUGGGCCUGAAACAGGGUUCAGUGCCACUGACACUGAUGAACGCAACUCUGGUCCAGCCUUGACAGAAUCCUUGGUCCAGACCCUGGUGAAGAACAGGACCUUCUCAGGCUCUGUGAGCCACCUUGGGGAGUCCAGCAGUUACCAGGGCACAGGGUGACAGCACUAGGGGUGGCCCCUGAGGAAUUCAGUGACGUCCAUCAGACACCUUGCAUUCAGAACCUGGCAAAUUCAGUCUCUUCCACAGAACUAAAUGCCAGGUUCAGUGGGAGAUUGCACCUGUCCAAACACUGUGUGAGAUACCAGAAGUAGAUGCCUGCAGCCUGCUUCCUCCAUCCCCAAUGCCCAAAGCAGAUGUGGAAACCAAGACCCAGAGAGGGGAAUUCAUUUGAAUCCUGUCUUGGAGCUGCUUUGUGUUCCUGGGUUUAGAAAUUUCCUGGGAACACUGGGAAAGGAAAGCUCCCAACUGAGAACCACCAGCAUUUGAAUUCUUUCCACCAGUGAAUGCCUCCAGGAUCUGAACCCAGGAUCCUUAGCCUCUGCUAUCCUACCCUGAUCCUGAAAAUACCAUUGAGGUGGGAAGGACUCAUCAGUCCUCAUCCUUCCACAAGUAUACCCAGGCCAGGACUGAUAUAUCCACUGGCAUUAAUGGCUUGGCCUUGGAACAGAGGGCAGCCCUAGGUGUACACUGGGGUCCUAGCCCUAAAUGCAUGUCUGCCUGUGCAUUGGGCACACUGGUUUAUUAGUGUUAUUUCAGCAUUGUGAUGCAGAGAGAGUAAGUGUAACAGCUGCUCCUUGCUUGCAGUGUUUAUUGUUACCUAGAGACAACCUCCUGGCUUUUUCCCAGCUCCCCCUCCCCCCCCCAGCCCAGCCCCCCCUCCCUGCCAACAAUCCUGCUUUCCCUACACUGAUGGGAAAUUUAUAGCUUGCCCAUACCAUGCCUUUAACUCUCUCCUGUCCAUAGGGUAGAUGGACCAAGGGGAGCCAAAGUGAGCAGUGAGCACACUUGGGCCCCAGCAGGGUAGACUAAUAAUCAGGAGGAGAGUAGGAGGAAUAACACAUACCCCUCCAUUCUAUGUGUCUAGUCUCAGGCCCCAGUUGCCCUCCUGGCUGUCACGUGGAGAAAAAAGAGAAAAGAGCUUCAAUCUGGCUUUGAGAUCCUGGAAGAGCUCCUUUGGACCUAGCGUUGGGAUCUCAGCAUCCUCCUGACAAAAUUAUUCCUUUCCAUGAGCAUCUCUAAGCACCCAGUUGGGUUACCUAUACCUGGACCAAAUACAGUGAGGUGAUAUUGAAAAGGAAGGGAAAUGUACAGAGGGAGAAUCCCCAGUCCGUUCCUUUCUGUCUUAGAGAAAGGUAACUAUAGAGAUGUCAUAUUGAGAUAGACAAGAGGCUCUGGCUGUAGAGAUGCUGGCCAGACCUCUACAGCUGGGCAGAUGUCAAACAUGAAGCCCACUGCUAAGCCUGGUGGGAAAAAUUGCCCACCUUAACUUCACCCUGAGCCCAGCAAUAAGGUCCCAAGAGACUCCAGGACCAUUCUCCAAACUGGCCUUGGUCUGGCUGGGCUACUGCUUUUUGCUUGUUCUUCCUGCUUAUCUUUUAGUUUAAUACCUUGGGACAGAUCCAAAAGACCCAGGAGACUGAAGCAUCCUAGGCAUGGCCUCAACAGAGCUAGGGAAAGAGAAGCCCUCCUGACCUAGGACCUUUCAUGCUGGAGUACUGUCAUCUAUUCACCAUCCUUACUGGAAACAGAAGAGAGGAAAAGGGAUUGAAUUUUAACAGAAAGGAAACAGGAUGAAAGACUUUAGAAUGGGUCUGCUUCUCUCUUCAGAGAGUUAAGUUUGUAUCUAUCCAAGGAAGAACAAGGAUACUGUUCUAUCUAUUGGAAGAACAAGGAUACUGUUCCAGCUCUCCUCCCAACAGCCUCAGCACGAUUUCCACACAGUGCACCCUUCUUCAGUCCUUCAAAUGUAGUAUGUGGAGUUAGAUCACAAGUUUUAGAGGCAGACAGCCCUAGGUUCCAGUGCCAUCUCUGCCACUUACCAGCUGCCUUGGUAAGUCAAUUAACAUCUUUUGAGGCCCAGUUUCCUUGUCUGUGAAAUGCAGAUAAACAUCUACCCACUAAGGUUGCUGUGAAAAUUUUGCAAAACUAUGUUGUAAAGAACCUAGGACUGUACCUGGUACUCAGUAUGUGCCCAGUCAGCAGUGUUUGAUGCAGUAGAACACUGUUACUUUUAUGUCAGCAGGGAUGACAUUGCUUCAAAGACUCCAUGAUUCCCUGAGAUUACUGCCAUAUAUAUAUAUAUAUAUAUAGCCAUAUAUAUGUGUGUGUGUGUGUGUGUGUGUGUGUGCGCGCGCACAUGUGCGCAUAUGCACACGCAUGUGCUUGGGAGAAUGUCCACAUUUUUUUUCAUGAUGUAGAGUAGGAAUAUAGUCCCCUGGAAAGGAAGUAGCCCCAAUUUCUUGACUCAGAUUCCCCAAGAAAUCAGUUCCCUCAUUUCGAUGCCUUGCUAACCAAGAGAGAGGCCACUCUCACCUGUUGCUUAGCCAUUGUUCUGCCUAAAAGUGUAGCUUCAUCCAGGAUGGAACUGGGAGAUAUAGCCAUUAGAAGGAUAGUAACAACUAGCAUUUGUUAGGCAAAGUUUGUCAAGUACAUGCCUACAUUAGCUCUUUAAAUAUCCAGAAUAACCCAAAAAAGAAAAGCAGACUCCAUUUAUUGAGUGACUGCUAUGCACCAAGCAUUGUAUUGGAUAUAUUUUUAAAUAUGUUUGAAGUUUAUAGAGUAUUUUAUCACCUAGAUGUGCUAUAAUUUAUAAAACUUAUCCCCUGUUUUAAAUCAUUUAGAUAUUUUUACUGUUAUAAAUAAUACCACAAUGAAUAUCUGAGCACAUAAAACUUCAUGUAUUUUUAAUGGUAAAUUCCAAGAAGUGGAAUUACUGGGUCAACAGAUACAAAUAUCCCCCCCAUGGUUAUGAUCAUUUUAUUGAUGUACCCUAAUGAGAAUAACAUUUAUUAAACUUCCUCUUUGGAAUUUCACAGUGGAAACAAGGGCUGCCCCUUCUGCCUCCAAUCUCUAGCAGAAGCAUUAACAAUUUAUCAUAGCUUUUUUUAAAAAAAUUGAGAUAAUUGUAGAUUCACAUGCAGUUGUAAGAAAUAAUACAGAGAGGGGCUGGGGCGGUGGCUCAGUGGUAGAGCACUUGCCUGGCAUGUGUGGGACCCUGGGUUCGAGACUCAGCACCACAUGUAAAUACACCAAUAAAAUAAAGGCCUAUCAACACCUGAAAUUAAAAAAAAAAAUAAAAAAAAUAAAUAAUACAGAGAAAGCCCUUGUACAUUUUUUCCACUUUCACUGAAUGGUAACAUAUUGCAAAACUAUAGUAUAAUAUCACAAUCAGAACAUUGACCUUGAUGCAAUCCACCAGUCUUGUAAAAAUUUCUCUGGUUUUAUUCCUGUGUGUGUGUGUGUGUGUGUGUGUGUGUGUGUGCAUAUUAAGUGCUAUACAAUUUUAUUACCUGUGUAAAAUCAUGUAUCUUUCACUACAGUCAAGAUGCUGAAUAGUUCCAGCAUCACAAGAAUUCCUCAUGUUGUUUUUUUAUUACACCUAUUUCCCUAUCCCACCCAUCUCCUUAACCCUUGCACCACUGAUCUGUUCUCUUCUAAAUUUUGUCAUUUCAAAAAUGGAAUCAUCUGGGCUGGGAUUGUGGCUUAGUGAUAGUGCACUUGCCUAGCACAUGUGAGGCACUGGUUUCAACCCUCAGCACUAAUAAAAAACAAUAAAGUUAUAAAAAAUGAAAUCAUCCAGUAUCCAAUUUUUAAUUGACUCUUUUCAUGUAGCAUAAUUCCCUAGAGAUCCAUCCAAGUUUUUGUGUAUAUCAGUAGUUCAUUCCUUUUAUUUAUUCCAUGGUGUGGAUGUACCAUUGUUUAACCUUUUACCUAUUGAAGGACAUCUGGGCUGAUUUGGUUUUGGCUAUUACAAAUAAAGCUGUUACAAACAUUCAUUUACAGAUUUUUGUGUGAACAUAAACACUUUUUACCAUUACUAAGUUGCUCAUCAGCAAAGUUCUCUCACUUUGUACUUACUAACAAUGAAUGAAAUAGCUCAAUUCACUUGGUUUGCUGAGGGUUUUGUUUUGUUUUUAUUGCAGUACUGGGGAUCAAACCCAGGGGCACUCU
Messenger RNA from Sciurus carolinensis (gray squirrel), 8777 nucleotides. It is a transcript of the gene Cdk12, whose product is annotated as cyclin dependent kinase 12. The record is from RefSeq and is a predicted model, not a curated record. The coding region runs from base 582 to 4766 and encodes 1394 amino acids. The transcript has 18 exons. NCBI's taxonomy places the organism in Eukaryota, Metazoa, Chordata, Mammalia, Rodentia, Sciuridae. Gene Ontology annotation, molecular function: cyclin-dependent protein serine/threonine kinase activity; cyclin binding; RNA polymerase II CTD heptapeptide repeat kinase activity. Gene Ontology annotation, biological process: transcription elongation by RNA polymerase II; protein phosphorylation; positive regulation of transcription elongation by RNA polymerase II. Gene Ontology annotation, cellular component: cyclin/CDK positive transcription elongation factor complex; nucleus.